Labrus mixtus (cuckoo wrasse) is the source of this 7593-nucleotide messenger RNA. RefSeq names its product protein tyrosine phosphatase receptor type K (gene ptprk). Gene Ontology annotation, cellular component: membrane. Gene Ontology annotation, molecular function: protein binding; protein tyrosine phosphatase activity. The record is from RefSeq and is a predicted model, not a curated record. NCBI's taxonomy places the organism in Eukaryota, Metazoa, Chordata, Actinopteri, Labriformes, Labridae. The transcript is spliced from 42 exons. Gene Ontology annotation, biological process: protein dephosphorylation. The coding region runs from base 216 to 4742 and encodes 1508 amino acids.
CAAAGUGUAGAGUCCGCGAGAGCCCGUAGGAAGCGAAAAGAGAGAAACCGGAGAAAGGAGAGAAUGGGGCGGCUGAAUUCACCACAACAGGAGGAAUAAUAACGCAACUAUAAAGAUACAACACAUAGAAGACGGAGAAACGCGAAGGAAAAAAAAAACUUUUUACGGAGGGGAGAAAACUGUUCCGGACUCAUCCGACGGCCACGUUUUAAAACAUGGAUACACUUUUCUCUGCACUCCCGGGACUCCUGUUUCUCCUCUCGACUGUUGGGAAAGUCUCCGGUCAGAUACCGACAGCUCACAUGGGGCGCGCUGAGAAGGGGAGCUGCACGUUCGAUGAGGGCUUCUCUCAGUGUGACUACCAGCAAGAUCCCUAUGAUGACUUUGACUGGACGCAUAUCAACACCCAGGAAGUGCCAUACGUCUCUCCAGAGCUGCCACAAGGUUCCUACAUGUUUGUGGACGUCUCUCAGUACGAUGUCGGGGAGAAGGCCAGGUUUCAGCUACCUGUCAUGAAGGAGAACGACACUCACUGUAUCGACUUCAACUAUCUGCUCACCAGCCCGGAUGGCUCCAGCCCCGGCACCCUUAACGUCUUGGUGAAGGUAAUCGGAGUAAACACAGUAAACAAGGGUCCCUUAGCCAACCCUAUCUGGAAUGUGACGUCCUACACAGGUAAAGACUGGCUGAGAGCAGAACUUGCCGUCUCCACCUUUUGGCCUAAUGAAUAUCAGGUCAUAUUUGAAGCAGAGGUUUCGGACAGCAAAGCCGGCUUCAUCGCCAUCGACGACAUUCAGGUGCUCAGCUACCCAUGCGAUAAAUCCCCUCAUUUCCUGCGCCUUGGAGACGUGGAGGUCAACGCCGGACAAAACGCAACAUUUCAGUGCAUCGCUACAGGACGAGACACGACGAACAAUAAACUCUGGCUGCAGAGGAGAAAUGGAGAAGACAUCCCUGUGGCUCUGACCAAAAACAUCAAUCACAGACGGUUUGCCGCUUCCUUCCAUCUCAAAGAAGUGACCAAUCAGGAUCAAGAUCUGUACCGCUGUGUCACCCAAUCAGAGCGAGGCUCUGGGGUGUCCAAUUUUGCUGGUCUUAUCGUGAGAGAGCCCCCUCACCCCAUCGCCCCGCCCCAGCUGCUCGGCGUCGGCCCCACAUACCUGCUGAUUCAGCUGAAUGCUAACUCCAUAUUUGGAGAUGGACCUAUAAUCCUGAAGGAGGUUGAGUACCGAAUGACAUCAGGCAGCUGGACGGAGACUCACGCUGUAAACUCUCCAAACUAUAAGUUAUGGCAUCUUGACCCGGACACAGAGUACGAGAUCAGAGUACUGCUGACCAGACCAGGAGAGGGAGGAACGGGGAAACCUGGACCGCCACUCAUAACAAGGACCAAAUGUGCAGAACCUAUGCGGACUCCUAAGAGGCUGAAGAUCGCAGAGACCAGGUCUCGUCUGAUCGCCGUGGACUGGGAAUCUCUGGGUUACAACAUCACCCGCUGUCACACCUUUAACGUCACCAUCUGCUACCAUUACAUGACUGCCAGCAACCGCAGCAAAGCAGACUGCUUGGACAUGGACCCUAAAGCUCCUCGUCACCUGGUGGGAAACCUGCCGCCGUACACCAACGUCAGUCUGAAGAUGAUUCUGACCAACCCAGAGGGACGGAAAGAAAGUGACGAGACCGUCAUACAAACUGAUGAAGAUGUUCCAGGCCAUGUUCCCAGUCAGUCACUACGAGCCACUCCGUUUGAAGACAGAAUCCUUCUUUACUGGAAGGAACCAACUGAACCAAACGGGAUCAUCAUCCAAUAUGAGAUCAGCUACAGUGGUCUGCGUUCAUAUGACCCUUCGGUGCCUCUCCAGCGGCCGGGCCUCACAGCGUCUCUACCCUCGAAUGCCACCCAUCAUCUGUUUUCCAUGCUCUACCCGGGCGUCACCUACCAGCUCUCUAUACGUGCAUCCACCUCAAAAGGGUUCGGACCUGCAACAACGCUCAACGUGACCACUAAUAUUUCAGCCCCGACAAUAGAUGAGUAUGAUGGGUCAGAGGCCUUCCUGAAUGAAACUGCAACAACCAUCACUGUCCUCCUAAAACCUGCCCAGGCCAAGGGAGCUCCUAUAAGUGCAUACCAGAUUGUGGUGGAAGAAGUGAAUCCUCAGCGGACACGUCGUCAGGCUUCGUCUGAUUGUUUUGAGGUCCCAGUCUCCUACCACAGUGCAUCUAGUGGUGGAUCUCCAUAUUAUUAUGCCGCCCAGCUGUCCCCCAGCAACCUGCCUGAGCCGCUCCCCUUCACUGUGGGAGACAACAAGACAUAUCAGGGUUUCUGGAAUCCUCCGCUGGCACCAAGAAAGAAUUACAACAUCUACCUACAAGCUGUUAGCAGCACAGAGAGGGAAACUAAGACUCAGUGUCUGAGGCUGGCUACUAAAGGUGCGACAGAGGAGCCAGAGGUCAUCCCUGACCCCGCCAAACAGACUGAUCGGGUGGUGAAAAUAGCCGGGAUCAGCGCUGGAGUCCUCGUCUUUAUACUGCUGGUGCUGGUAGCCAUCCUAUUGGUCAAGAAGAGGAGGACCUACUAUUCAUACUCUUAUUACCUGAAACUGGCUAAAAAACGUAAAGACGCCAUCGGAACGACACGACAGGAAAUGACUCACAUGGUGAACGCCAUGGAUCGCAGCUAUGCUGACCAGAGCGCUCUGCAUGGAGAGGACCCCAUGGCUGUGACAUUCAUGGACUCUCACAACUACAACAACAGAUUACCCAACGAUCCUCUGGUUCCUACUGCUGUGUUAGUUCCAAUUACAGAUGAGAACCACAGUGCCUCUGCGGCAGAGAACAGCCGGCUCCUGGACGUUCCUCGCUAUCACUGUGAAGGAACUGAAUCUCCGUAUCAGACAGGACAGCUGCACCCGGCCAUCAGAGUGGCUGACCUUCUGCAGCACAUCAACCUCAUGAAAACAUCUGACAGCUAUGGCUUUAAGGAGGAGUACGAAAGCUUCUUCGAGGGCCAGUCGGCCUCCUGGGACGUUGCCAAGAAGGAUCAGAACCGCACCAAGAACCGCUAUGGGAACAUUAUAGCAUAUGACCAUUCAAGGGUUAUUCUUCAGCCCAUAGAAGAUGACCCCUCCUCCGACUACAUCAACGCCAACUACAUCGAUGUAAGUGGAAACGCAUCGAAUGCUACUAUUGGCUCCCAACGAAACCAACGAAACCACACUCCCUCGCUCAUUUGGCUGUACAGGGAUGGCUACCAGAGACCGAGCCACUACAUUGCUACUCAGGGCCCUGUUCAUGAGACGGUGUAUGACUUCUGGCGGAUGGUGUGGCAGGAACAGUCGGCCUGCAUUGUCAUGGUUACCAAUCUGGUGGAGGUUGGAAGGGUUAAAUGCUAUAAGUAUUGGCCCGAUGAUGCAGAGGUGUACGGCGACUUCAAGGUGACCUUUGUGGAGGUUGAACCUCUUGCUGAAUACGUGGUUCGCACGUUUACCCUGGAGAGGCGUGGUUUCAACGAGGUGCGUGAGGUCAAGCAGUUCCACUUCACAGGCUGGCCGGAUCACGGCGUUCCAUAUCACGCCACGGGACUACUUUCUUUCAUCCGCAGAGUUAAAAUCUCCAAUCCACCCUCUGCUGGGCCAAUAGUGGUUCACUGCAGUGCUGGAGCGGGGCGUACGGGCUGUUUCAUCGUUAUCGACAUCAUGUUGGACAUGGCGGAGAGAGAAGGAGUAGUGGACAUCUACAACUGUGUGAAGGCACUUCGCUCCAGGAGGAUCAACAUGGUACAGACUGAGGAGCAGUAUAUAUUCAUCCACGAUGCCAUACUGGAGGCUUGUCUAUGCGGAGAAACAGCCAUACCAGUCUGCGAGUUCAAAGCUGCUUUUUACGAGCUGAUCCGCAUCGACUCGCAGACCAACUCGUCUCAUCUGAAGGACGAGUUCCAGACGUUAAACUCGGUGACUCCUCAGCCUCAGCCUGAAGACUGCAGCAUUGCAUUGUUGCCUAGAAACCAAGACAAGAAUCGCUUUGUGGACGGCCUUCCUCCUGAUAGGUGCCUACCCUUCCUCAUCACAAUAGACGGAGAGAGCAGCAACUACAUCAACGCUGCUCUGAUGGAUCUGUCAGAAGAGUUCCAGAGCUACAGACAGCCUGCUGCGUUCAUCGUUACCCAGCAUCCUUUGCCUAACACGGUCAAAGACUUCUGGCGUCUGGUUUACGACUAUGGAUGUACCAGUCUAGUGAUGCUCAAUGAAAUUGACCUGGCUCAGGGUUGUCCUCAGUACUGGCCAGAAGAAGGGAUGCUGCGUUACGGUCCGGUCCAGGUGGAAUGUAUGUCCUGCUCCAUGGACUGUGAUGUGAUCAGUCGACUCUUCAGAGUCUGCAACCUCACCAGGCCUCAGGAAGGUUACCUGAUGGUUCGUCAGUUCCAGUACCUUGGGUGGGCGGGACACAGAGAAGUCCCCGCCUCCAAACGCUCCUUCCUCAAACUGAUCCUGCAGGUGGACCAGUGGCAGCGUGAGGGAGAGGAGGGCGAGGGGAGAACCAUCGUUCACUGCCUAAACGGAGGUGGGCGUAGCGGAGUUUUCUGUGCCAGCAGCAUUGUGUGCGAGAUGGCAAAGAGACAGAGUGUGGUUGACGUCUUCCAUGCUGUGAAGACAUUGAGGAACAGCAAGCCCAACAUGGUGGACACUCCGGAGCAGUAUCGGUUCUGCUACGAUCUGUCACUGGAGUUCAUCGAGUCCUCCUAAACAAAGGAGCGAAGAGGAGGUGAAGAGGAGCGAGAACAUCUUUUCACUCUCCGUUUGUUUGAUCCUUGGCUUUGCUUGGUCCCGACUCCCCUCUGUGGUGGCCGUUCUGUGGCCCCCAUGUUGCGUCCCUACGAAUGGCCCGAGCGGCUCCUUGUACAGCGCUGUUUAAUAUCCAAACAAAGGGAAACGUUCAGACUUCUAGCAGAGGGAGCUGCUGGAAGAACACCAGAGGGGAGGUGGUGUUACUCCUUUUACUCCUUAACGCUUCUUGUACAGCUUUUUGAGUGCCAUCGGGGCCCUCUGUAUGUUUCAGGCCCCCCACCCCCCCAUUUAAAUGUUAAGCCCCUCUUCCACGGACUCGAUGCCUCAUGCUGUUACAGCUGCAGUACUCAAUGUGCCCUGUAGAUGUCUCCCUCCCCCAGUGCAAGCUGCAAACACAGCUGAAAGCUUUCAGUGGCCACACAUUCCUGCUCACAUGCUAAUUUAUCAUCAUGCUAAUGUUACAAAUUCUGAUUAUCAGUCUGUACUUGUGUCUGAGAAAGUCAAAGGUACAGCCUGUCAGACUCUGUCCAUUCUGUUUUCCUCUUGUUACACCAGCCGCUUCUCAAUGUUACUUUUCAGCUCAUUUCAGUCAGAACAAAAUCAUGUAUUUCAGCAAUUAUUAACAUCAACUUUGAACCAAUGGAGACGAAUGUCAGUUAAAAGAAUCAAAAGUGAUAAAAUAAACUCAAAGUAGUGUUAAAGCAUCAAGGCUGCCAAUGAAACAACAACAGAACGUUUACACAGCGAGUAUUACUCUUUUUUUUAAUCGUAUCAUGAAGUGGCAACUUGAAAAAAAAAGUGUAGGAUUUUCACCUAAAUGUAUAAAAAGUGUGAUAUGUAUCAUUGUUUCAUGUUUUCUGCACUCAAAGUGAGCUGCAAUGUUUCUUUUUUUUCUGAUUGUGUUUUUUUGUGUUGCUUCAGUUUUUGAUCUACUGGAUAGAAGUUUUGAAGUCUUCUUUGUAGCUCAAACGUGAACUCUAAUGUUCAGCCAUGUGAAAUGUAGUGUAAUCAUGUUUGUGUUCAGGGCUGGGCCCAAUGCACUUUCAGUUCAGCCAAUUCACGAAUGGGGAGAUUUCAGUUCAAAACUCAAAUAUGAACAGAUGUCUGGGGGGGGGGUUGGAGGGGAAUUGAUGCCUUUAAGAAAAGACUGAGAAUUAAAAAAAUACUCUUUGAAUUACAGUUUCCAUUUCUGCUUUGAAUAGAGUUAGAAGUGAACUGACCCCAGGCCUCAUUGUUUUUGUGCACUCGUGGCCAACACUCUCCCCUUUGUUUUCUUCUCUUUCUAUUAUUUCGUAGCCGAUGUGUAUUCAUAAGCCAAAGACUUUGUGUAAAUAUGUCUAUACGGAUAAAGCACAUUGUUUGUAUUUAUUGUUUGUUUACUUGCAUUGCUUGUAAGAACAAUCAUUCUUCACUCUAUGUUUACUCUACCACCAGCGUUUCUUAAACUGUGGGUCGGGGAUGCAAAAUGGGCCGCAGUACUGUUUCCUCUGAGGAGUAUUGGAAUGAGCCCAUAAUGGGUCCUGAGGUCAGAGGCUGCAUCUGCUCUUUUUGUGUCCAUGAAGAAGAGUUUAAGAAGCCCUGAUAGAAGCUGUAUAUUGAAGCGUAAGAAGUAGAUUUUUCAGUAUUUAGGUGCAGUAGUGUUGUCUUGUUUUCACUUAAUGAAACUCUCUGUGAUGUUGCCGUGGUUUCUUUGUGUAACAGCCCCAUCGCUCUGUUUGUGGUCAGUUGAACAUCGGUGCGUUUACAUCCACAGAGUAUUUUGGAUAAUGGCUCCUAUCCCUUUUAAAGUCUUAGUCUGGGGAUAAGCUUAUUAUCUUCAUCCUCAUAUCCUGCUCACCAUUAUCCCUGAACACACACAUGGACUCAGUGAUGCAAACAGGCUUAGUGAGUGACAUGCAGGACUGUGAGACAAAAAAAAAAAAAAAAAAAGAGAACAUUUUUGUGCCUAAUCAUUUGAAUAUCCUCAUCCUCAAGCAUUUUAACAGCAUUUUGAGAUUGCAAACCAGGGCUUUGUUGAACGCGUUCUCAUGGACGAUCAAUGUUUUUAAAACCAUGAUUCAGUGUGUUUUAUUCAACCGAGCGCUUCAUGAAAAUUCUUUGUGAGGCAUCACCGGAUACCAGAUGUGUUUCUGUUGUGAACAAACUGAUUCAGAUAAUAAAAAAAAAUAAUAUUGUAAAUAAAAUGUCAGAGGUUUCACACUGUUGGAACAAGAGUAGCGCAGGUCCACUGUUACGGAUGUUAUUGUAAAUAGACUAUCAGGAGUGCUCUAUAAGGCUCUAUUGUUGGAUGAACAGUAGACGUGUAGAUGAUGGAUGCGAUGUCAGAACAUUAGUUCUGUUGUAGAUACAAAAAUAAAAGUCAGAGAUUGUACUACAGGAGGAUUCAACUUCACAUUUUGACAGAUAUUGUUUAAAAAGUUUAUUCUGUUGGUGGAUCAGCAGUUUUCAGUUUUUCCUUCAGAUUUCUCGUCUGAUGCAAAGAAGGGAGGAAAAAAUUCAGAUACGAUAAAAUGUUUACGGCCUUCUCUGAAGCAUGCACAGAGAGUAGAGCAAUGAUAGAAAUUCAAAUAAAAAAAUCUCAGCCCUCUUAACUACACGCUUAGGAGGAACGUAAGGAGCGCAUCCUGUCAAGAUGCCCAUUAUUCCUCCUUAAAUAAAUCUGAAUUCAUGUCCCUGAGGAGAAGUGAAUGAAGCAAGUGUCCUGACGAGAGGCCGGUCUGAGUAUAGAAUUGAUAUUCAUGGUUCAUAAUUAUUCUUGUCUGUAAUGUUUGGCUUCUUUGCUGUAAUAAAGACCACUUCUUUGAUUAAA